CACACCCUCUUAUUAACAUGAACCGGGAUGGAACGAACGCCCAAACUCCGCCUGCAAACAAAAAGAAGUAAAGAACCCUAAAGGAUCAAAAUUCACACACACACAUACACACAUAUCAUCUCAUCAUCAUCAUCAUCAUCGAUGGCUUUGGCUAUAUCCAACGUCUUUCAAAUUCCCAAUUCUCGUUUGUGUGCCAAGAAGAGUAUCUUCGUUCAUAGCUCGCUUUCCAAUUUCUCUCCAUCCUUCGUAAGAUUUUCUAAAUGUCGCUUGAGUCAAAAGAUAGUUUGCGCUGCUUCCUCAGCUGCUGGAAGUUCUAGUUCAGACAACGAGUUAAAUCCCUAUGAGGUUCUCGGCGUGAACCCCAUUGAGGGAUUUGAUAUGGUGAAGGCAGCUUACACAAGAAAACGCAGGGAUGCUGAAAGAAGGGGGGAUGAGGCGACUGCUGCUCUUUUGGAGAAAGCAUAUGACAAACUCAUGAUGGCACAAUUAACAAAUCGAAAGAAGGGUGUGACAUUUGGUUCAUUUCAGGUUUCAAAGGACAUUAAAUAUGCCGAUAAGCAACCAAUUAUCCCAUGGGGCCCAAGGUUCACCAAGUCUGAGGAGAAGGACAUAAGGAUAAACAUGGCAAUAUCAGCUGCAUUUAUUGCUUGGAUUGUAGUUGCACGAAGUGCUGAUUGGAAGCCUGUGCAGUUUUUAUCCUUUGUAUUUGUAUAUAGAAUCUUUGAGAAGUUAAAAGCAUUUGAACCACCUGUUUCCACCACAUUUACAGAAGAAGGUGAAGAUGAAGGACGCAUGAUGCGAAUGGGGAAACGGUUGCUUCGUUCUCUUGCACUGUCUUUUGGAUGUAUAGCUAUUGCAUCCUUGGGAUAUACUGGGAUUGUGAAUUUGAUCGAAUUUAUUAGUGGUUAUGUCCCUAUUGCCUUGUAUAACAACCAGGAAGUGAUUGUGACAGCUGUAACUUCUUUGAGUUUGUAUUUCAUGGCCUCAUAUUACAGAUGAGUUGAAACUAUUUUUGUUGUUGAGGAAGGGUGUGAUUUUAUCAGGAAUCAAAUUUUGUAGAAGUCUUAAAUUAUAAAUGUAUUGGUUCUAUAUGCUAAAAGGAAUGAUGAUGACAUCUGAUGAAUUGAUGCAAUAGUGAUUUGUACCAUAAGCAAUGUACAUUGUACUUUGCUUUGAAUUCGGGUGUCCGGGUAACUAUCGAUUUAAUUGUACACCCUAGCUUUUAAGCUCCAAAUCAAUUUGAUCCCUUUAAACCUGCUUACCAUAAAUUGAUUUCCAACCUAAAUCUACAUGUUAUUUUCGAUUUUAUCCCAAGGCAAAAAUGAAGUAUGAUAUUCCACUUGAAGUUCUUACAUAAACCUUACUAGCAAAAUGCCCUUAAAACAGAAGUUCUUACAUAAACUUCAAAUAUGACGAGGAUCAUGAUUUGAUUCUUUUAUGCUCGCUUCCAUCCUCCUAUUCAAAUCUCAGAGAAACUAUCUUCAAUGUAAUCCAUGGAAUAAACAGAAGAACAACGACUCAAAGAAAGAUGACAAUCCAUCUUCAAAAUAUGCUUGUGAUAAUGUCUUCAAUGGAGAAGUUCUUGUGGGUGUCGAUAUCAACAAUGAAUGGGCUCUUGAUUCAAUGUGAACAUAUCACAUGUGACCUCACAAAGAUUGGCUCACCACUUUUGAACCAAUUCACGAUGUUAGUUUAGUUCUUGGCUUUGAUGAUUCUCAAUGCAAGAUUGAUGGCAUUGAUUAAGAGGUUCCUAGAAUGAGCUUCGUGGAGAUUUAUUUUUCACUACUAUUUUUUUAGAACAUUCAAAAU
Messenger RNA from Lactuca saligna, 1809 nucleotides. The record is from the annotation of a GenBank genome assembly. NCBI's taxonomy places the organism in Eukaryota, Viridiplantae, Streptophyta, Magnoliopsida, Asterales, Asteraceae.